Messenger RNA from Electrophorus electricus (electric eel), 4519 nucleotides. RefSeq names its product pleiomorphic adenoma gene-like 2 (gene plagl2). NCBI's taxonomy places the organism in Eukaryota, Metazoa, Chordata, Actinopteri, Gymnotiformes, Gymnotidae. Gene Ontology annotation, cellular component: nucleus. Gene Ontology annotation, molecular function: RNA polymerase II transcription regulatory region sequence-specific DNA binding; DNA-binding transcription factor activity, RNA polymerase II-specific. The record is from RefSeq and is a predicted model, not a curated record. Gene Ontology annotation, biological process: regulation of transcription by RNA polymerase II.
GCUGCAGCCUGAGUAGAGCGAGACACUCAGGCCCCGAAAACAGAAAAAUUAUAGAAAAAAAUUGGAAAAAAUAAUAAAACAACAGAUCGAGAGGAGAAAGACAAGGAAAGGUGGAGUGGGGUCUCCCACGAGCAAACAAGAUGAGCAGUACCAGGAACUCCUCAGCCCUACCCAUGGCAGUUGGGACUGGGUGAGAGAGACUGAGAGAAGAUUUUGUCAUUUCUUCUAGGAGACGUUCUGAGCAAGAAGGAUUUGACAAACAAGAAGGUGCAUAAGUCCCACCCCCAGCACCACACCCGUUUAAACCACGCCCCCAGGCAGGAUCCAAGCAGAGCCUGGUAGCAGGGCAGCUGCCGCUGAGUCUCGAUGGCAACGGCACCCUAGGGCUGCCAUGGCAGCAGCUGCCGCCGAUGCCCCACGCCACAUUACCGCACUGACGCUGGAGCACGAGGAUCGACGGGCCGCCGCCAAGCUGCUUGGGGGUCCAGUGCAAGUGAGGGUGGAGAGAGACAGAGAGCAAGAGAGAGCGAGGGAGACCGAGAAGGAGGAGAGAGGAGACAGCGGGUGUUUGGUGUGCGGCGCCCUCUUCAGCUCACAGGACAAACUCCGGCUCCACACGUUCUGCCACACGGGAGAGAAACCUUUCCACUGCUCCCAGCCCCACUGCCCAAAGGCCUUCAGCUCCAAAUAUAAGCUUUACAGGCAUAUGGCCACACACUCACCUCAGAAGACCCACCAGUGCUCUUUUUGCGAAAAGAUGUUCCACCGGAAAGACCAUUUGAAGAACCACCUACAGACCCAUGACCCCAACAAGGAAGCCUUCAAGUGUGAGGAGUGCGGCAAGCACUACAACACGAAGCUGGGCUACAAGCGCCACGUGGCCAUGCACUCGGCCACGGCGGGUGACCUGACCUGCAAGGUGUGCCUGCAGAGCUACGAGAGCACCCCUGCCCUCCUGGAGCACCUCAAAAGUCACUCAGGCAAGUCCUCGGGUGGGGCCAAGGAGAAGAAACACCCGUGCGACCACUGCGAUCGCCGCUUCUACACCCGCAAGGACGUCCGCCGCCAUAUGGUGGUGCACACGGGGCGCAAGGACUUCCUGUGCCAGUACUGUGCCCAGCGCUUUGGGAGGAAGGACCACCUCACACGCCACGUCAAGAAGAGCCACUCGCAAGAGCUGCUGAAGAUCAAGACGGAGCCCCCGGAUAUGCUGGGCCUCCUUGGCACAGGCUCGCCACCAUGUGCCGUGAAGGAAGAACUGAGCCCCAUGAUGUGCAGCAUGGGCUCCAACAAGGACUCCAUGAUGGCCAAGUCGUUCCGAAGUGGCCCGCCCUUCCCGAUGGGCAUGUACAAUCCUCACCCCCUGCCAGCCAUGUCCAGUCCCGGAAUGGGCCACCAUCAUUCCUUGGUUCCCGGGUCGCUGACUGCUGCUAUGAGUAUGAGCUGCCCCAUGGAGCCUCCCUCGAACCUGCACCACCACCAUUCGCACCACCACCACCACCACCACCACCACCACCACCCCUCCCCACCCCCAUCACACCAGCAGCAGCCACCGCCCCUGCAGCCCCAGGCCCAACAGCAGCAUCAGCAUCUCCCCCAGCCCCCACCCAAGUACCAGCUCGGAUCUACCUCAUACCUGCUCGAGAAGCCCCUGAAGGUGGAGAUGGAGAGCUUCCUAAUGGAUCUGCAGAGUGGCCUGCCGGUUCCGCAGCCGCCCUCAGCAGACCCCCACUCAGCCGCCUCGCCCAACAAGGACGGCCUGGAGCCUCCACCGGGCCUGACGGACGAGCUGUGCGGGGACCCACUCCUGUCUAAAAGUCCCGCCGUCAUUGCGGAAUCUCUCUGUGCUGCUAACAUGGACUUCUCCCACCUGUUGGGCUUCUUCCCACUCAACCUCCCUCCCUACGGCUCGCCCAUGAGCUCAGGAGGUCUGGUGAUGGGCUACUCCACCUCCUCCACCGCCUCCUCCUCCUCCUCCUCGUCAUCGUCGGCAUCGUCACACACCGCCGAGCCACAUGCCACCACGGUGACACCUGCGGUGCCUCUUACCUCUUUGCAACCUCAACCUCAAGAGCAGCCAUGCUCCAGUGGGGGACUCGGUCUUGGGCCCCUGCCCCCUCUCCCGCCAGUGUUCAGCUCCAGCCUCAGCAACACCACCCUGCCUCGCUUUCACCAGGCCUUUCAAUGAGGCUCCUACCCCACCCUGGGCCUGCCCCAGGCUCAGACACCUAAGGCAGCUCGGCGCAGAGGAGCUCCUGGGCUCCCCCUAGGGGUGGGGGUAUAAAACACUUGAACACAUAGAAGCCUUAAUUGAAGCGCACAAAAGCUUUCGAAUGAGCCUGGAAGAAAUCCUUUAUUUCAGAAAAGGAAGAAGGGCAUAGCUAAUGAGAAUAACACAGAGCUUUUAUUUAGGCUUUCUGUCUGUACUUCCGAUUCGGCCCCUCCCCCCAGCCCUUUCCUCGCCGUUUUCUAGUUAGGAGGCAGCAUCAGCAGGCCUUAAGGCGUGGUACUGCAUACUUUUAAAAAGUAAUAAUAUGAGUAGUAAUAAAGAUUAAUGUAGACAAAGUAAUCUACCUUUUAAAAAAACUCAGAAAGAAUAGUUUGAAGUGAGUGUUUUAAUUUUUGCUUUUCCAAAUGUGAGACCUAACUUGCUAUAUUGUCUAUAUUCUAUUAAGCGUAUAUUAAGGUCAGGUCACAUUCGUUUGCCCUUAAACUAAAACCGUCUUUGUAGCCACAGGAGUGGAAAAAUUAGUGAAGGAAUGAAGGUGUGAUAAAACUGGAAAAUUCCCUUUACAUAGUCCAGUAACAGAUCCAUUACACUCCCAGUUAGUUCAUUACAUAAAAAUGGCAAUUCCAAGUAUCAAAAAAUGUUUUUAUAUUUUUCAGUGAGUUUAAUGUGUAAUUUCUUUAAAAAAAAACACUUCAGGAUAAACCAGUUACUCCUAAAUUAGAUUUGUUUCAUUAGAUACUUAAUUAGAUAUUUAAAAGACAUUUUUGCUGGAGUGAAAUGUAGGUAAGGGAAGAAAGAAAGCUGAAAGAAAAGCAAACAAGACCGGAGGAAAACAAAUGGAACAAUUUGAUUAUGCUGCUUUAUACACUGUGACCAUUAUCGAAGCUAAAGUUGGAGAAAAUGAUAAUGUAAAAAAGUUCACAGGUUUACAGCAUUGCUCAAAGAUGCACUUUGUUUACAGCAAAAGGCACUUGACCUCUUUUGGUUACUAUGGUGACUCACUGCCCCCACUAACCAAUCUACCUACCUAAUUCACUUACCUAAUUCACUCCUCCCUCUAGCCAAGCUUGUUAAACAUAGACAGCCAUUACACAAACAAAGAAAGCCUGAGGCCUCAAGACAUUUGAAAUACUUUCAAAAAUUAUUAGAGCCCUUCAUAUUUUGCCCUUCCUUCCAGCACUAAUUUUAUCAUCUCCAUGGCGAGUUUCUUACCUGCCGUUCCGGCCGACCUCUUUGUAAUGUUAGAAGACGGAAAUAUUUAGGCAGGGCUUUUUUGAAAUUUGAAAGAUACUUGGUAACCGCCACCCUGACAUAUGUGAAAAGAAAACAAGAAAUGACAAGAUAGAAGAAAGUUCUACAAAAGUUUUUUUUUUUUUGUUGCAGUGUACGAAAUAUCACAUCAAAAAUAUAUAUUAUAAUUACUUGUAUUUAGUAAAGUGUAAUUUAGAUAGAUGUAUUAAAAAUUGAUGGAUUUUUUUUUUAUUGUGGAAGGUAUACACAAUUGAGUAACCUUGAUCAAAAAAAUGGAUGAAGUAAUUGCUUUUCCUGUAGCUUUCCCAAUUCUCUUUGUACUAUACAUUUUCUUCUGUGUCAAACAAAGAAAUCACUAGGGUGAUAUUUUGUCCCAAGUAUAAUAGGCAUUUUGUAGAAUAAGUAGAAUGAACUUACCCUAUCUUUAAUCUUUAGUGUUGCAUAGAGAGGCCAAGAAUGUGACCCACGUUUGAUUUGAAUUCUUUGCUUUCAGUAUUGGAAUGGAACCUGAAUGAUUUCGUCUUUGGUGUGCCUUUAGGUAUUACAGGCUCUCCCCAUGGCUCUGACACAAAGAACAAACAUAAAAAAACCUUUUUACAGGUUGUUUGCCAUGACAGAGGGCAUCACAGAGUCACAAAAAAAAAAAAAAAAAACUGAACAAAAAGACUGAAAAAUGCAAAUCCCUGCAAUACAAGACCUAGUGUCUGUAAAACAAAUUAGGCAUUGAUGACAAAUCCAAAUUUGUUUUAGAAAGAAGAGAAAGUGAUGAAAAAAUUAUUUGUAUGGUUCCCGUAUUAGCCCCCAGAAUGCAGGUCCACAGAUGGACUGCACAAACACAUACAAUCCUCGAACACAAAUGUCUACCUGAAGGGCUUGACCUCAUGGCGGCAGAUGCACGCGUUUGAUGCUGUGGAACCUUUUCCUGCCUCCACCCUCCUUUUAGGUUCAUUUCUUGCAUGUCCCUGUUGGAUUUUUCUCCAGCCCCACCUUAGAAGUAAAUAUGAAACUCAUUUAAAUCAAAUUAAAAGAAGCGUGCGA